Molecule: messenger RNA, 6996 nt
Organism: Microplitis demolitor
Lineage: Eukaryota; Metazoa; Arthropoda; Insecta; Hymenoptera; Braconidae
Product: ankyrin repeat domain-containing protein 12
Exons: 14
Coding region: 1042-6801 (1919 amino acids)
Cellular component (GO): septate junction; tricellular tight junction; cell surface
Source: RefSeq, a predicted model, not a curated record
UAUCUUAUGAACAAUACAUUUUAGCAAUAUCAGUGCAAUAAACAAUUUUGUAGAAGACAAAAUUUCCUACAAGAUUGGUACUGUGCAUAUUUUUCGUAAGAUGAGUCGUUUUUUCACUAUUAUCAAAAAUAUAUGAAAAAAGUUAAAAAAUUGACUUUCGGAGCUGAUACAAUCGACAUGGCUCGAGUUAGAGCAAAAUCGUUUUAUAGACUUUCAAAAAGCAACAGACACUCUACAAAUAAAAACUGGUUUCAAAACCAUAGCUUAAAAUCCGGCUAAGUUAUAGUAAUUAAAAAAAAAAAGUUAUUCGAUUUACAUGCUUUUUAAAAACGAAAAAUUUUAAAUGAAAAAGGAAGUACUUAAAAUUAAUAUUAAGAGCUCAAACUUUGAGGGAAUUUUUCUUUCGAUGUGUACACCCUAAUAUCUUACGUUACAACGACAUUUUAAACGUAAUAAUUUACAGAAAAAAAAAUCCCAAUAUCCUUUUUCCAGAAAUUAUUUUAUACCUAAUUAAAUGAGUUAUAUAUUUGUACUUAUAAAAAACUAUAUAGAUUAAAAGAUACAUAAGAAAUUAUGAGAACAAUUAUUUCAUUUAAAAGUACUGCUGGUAGCUCGUAGCGACCAAUGAAUGAGUUCCUCUUUACGCACAAACGAUGAUCUAAUUAAAUCAUGAUUCAUUGCCAGUGAAAGCGAUGUGCUGCCCGCCCGAUGAAAUAAUAAUCUUAUCUACAAUCGUAUAAAAAAGUAUAAACUUUAUGAUAAAACAUUUAUCGGCGGGAAAUGGAUAAAAAGUAGUACAGGUAGCGCCAUCGAGCGUUGAUCGUAUACUUACCUGAUGAUCUAUCAAGGUGUGGCAGUGUCAGUGAGAGUGGGGUAAAUACGUUUACGAACUAAAGAAUCACUUUAUAUAUACAUAUACAUAUAUGUAAUGUAUUAAUGCAUUACAUUGUACAGAGCAUGUAGUGCAUAGAGUGGGAGGACGCGAGUACACACCAUUGAAUGUGUUCCAGUUAAUGCAGUGAGUCUGCCGCACGCGGCAAAAUGGAUACUCAAGACAAAGUGCACACCUUUAUAGGGCGCGUCACUUUCUUUUGUUUAUUAACAGUUAAUAUUAUAAGCUGUCAAGAUUCGAGAUACGGAAGUCAAUAUAAUCAGUACAGUCGCGAAGGUGUUUAUUUACCGCCAGGUAGUCCUGGCUAUCAAACUUAUUUUUACAAAGACAGAAGAUAUGGGUAUCAGUCCAGCUACUUGGAUCCUAUAUCCCGAGUUCCAACUCGUGCUCCUGAAGAUCGAUUCCACUUUGGAGAUGAUCAAUCGAGAUAUCAACAUUUGCCAGGGAUUCUUGGUCGGUGGCGGGAAGAUCUUCAGGGUAGAAUGAGACCUGAUUCGAAAAAACUUGAAGAGAAUCGUGAUAUAUAUAUCAGUACGAAUUAUGGUAGAGUUCAAGGUUUCAAAGUUAAUUUAUAUGACCAUCCGGAAGCACGUCAUCGGCCCUGGAGUAUGCCUGUUGAACGUGUCACUGCUCAAGUAAAUGUAUUCCUAGGAAUACCUUAUGCUAUGCCACCAACUUCGGAGGGCAGGUUUAAACCACCUCGUACUCAUAGAGGUUGGCAAUUAUUGCAAGCGGUCGAUUGGGGACCAGCUUGUCCUCAGCCGAGUAAUUAUACUGGUGCCACAAAAGGAAUUCGUGAUGUUGAUGAAGAUUGUUUGUACUUGAACAUCUUUACCCCUUCUUUCGUAACCGGUGUUCCUAAAUUAUAUCCCGUCAUGUUUUACAUUCACGGCGGUGAAUUUACACACGGAGCAAGUAAUCUAUUUCCUGGGCACAUGUUGGCUGGCUUUUAUGAGGUCAUAGUCGUGUCAAUAAAUUACCGUCUAGGUGCAUUGGGUUUUCUGAGUACAGGCGAUGAAUACAGUCCAGGAAAUUAUGGAAUUUUAGAUCAAGAAAUGGCGCUUAAGUGGGUGUAUGAUAACAUCAAAUCAUUUAAUGGUAAUCGUGAAUCAAUUACACUAUUCGGACCAGGUGCUGGAGCGGCGAGUGCUGGAUUACUUAUGGUGGCACCACGCACUGCUCAUAUGGUAUCAAAAGUAAUAGCACAAUCUGGAUCAGCAUUAGCCGAUUGGGCCUUUAUCGUUGACAAAUAUCGCGUACAAAACACAUCACGUGUCUAUGCUGAAUCACUUGGUUGCAAUAUAGUAAAUAGUCAAGAACUAUUCAAUUGUCUCUAUACCGGGCGAAGUUAUCUCGAUCACGGUAAUUCCGAAUUACAACCGCAUGUUGGUAUGUUUCCUUGGGCGCCAGUAUUGGAUAGAAAUUUUACUGUACCGCCAGAUAAUUUAUAUGAUGAUUGGCGGGCAUCAGAUUGGCACUUUUUUACCGAAACGCCUGAACAAAGUAUCAAAGCCAAUCGAUUUAGACGCGAUAUCGCUUACAUGGCUGGCGUUACAACCCAAGAAGCCGCUUGGAUGAUAUUCAAUAAUGAAACAUUACGUCGAAGACAAUAUCGUAUUGAUGAAGAAAUAUUUAAUCAAAAAAUUUGGGAAAUGGUUUUACGUUAUAAUUAUACUCUCAAUCCUUAUGGUGCUUACGAAGCUAUAAAAUAUAUGUAUACAUUCUGGCCGGAUCCUAAAAAUGUAACAUUAAUACGCGACCAAUUGAUAAAUUUACUGUCCGAUUUUCAUUAUGUUGCGCCUUUUGAUAAAAUGGCUAAAUUGUUGGUUGAAAAAAAAGUACCAGUUUAUUUAUAUGUUUUAAAUACAAGUGUUGAAGCACUUAAUUUAGAUCACUGGCGAAGAGUUCCACAUGAUACUGAAUAUUUAUGGUUAACUGGUGCACCGUUUAUGGAUCAAGAAUUUUUUCCAGAUAAAUGGAAAGUCUCACGUGACAUGUGGACUGAUAAUGAUAGAAAUAUGAGCCAUUUUUUUUUGAAGGCUUACUCUAAUUUUGCUAAAUAUGGUAAUCCAACCCCAUCACAAAUACUAGGAUUACAUUUCGAAGAGGCGCAGCAAGGCUAUUUGAAGUACUUGAAUAUUAAUACGACAUUUAAUAGUUCUGUUUUAUAUAAUUAUCGACAAACUGAAAGUGCAUUUUGGUCACAAUAUUUGCCAACUGUUAUUGGACGAUUGGUACCAACUUAUCCACCUGUUACUGAGUACUGGUGGGAACCGAAACAACCCCUUCAAAUAGCAUUCUGGUCGAUGUCAACUGCAUGUCUGCUGCUGAUAGUUCUUUGUGUUGUUUGUUGUAUGCUAUGGCGUAAUGCCAAAAGAGCAUCCGAUCACUACUAUAGCGGGGACAUCCUGAUGGUACGAGACGACGAGCAUUCGGAGGGAAUCGAGAAUAUAAAUCGCGCAUCAAAAGACAAUUUAUAUGAGUAUCGUGAUACUCCGCCGCCACAAAAAGCAAGAAUACCACGACAAGUAGAUCAUAGUCAUAAAGUUAAUCAAGAUCAUUUGGCUCAAAAUCGUAAAUUCAGUUCAACGCCAUCGUUACGAAGUAAUUCAAAUAUGUCAUUGAGAGAUAUGCGCAGUGAAGGUUUCGUUACAAGUUCACCCAACGGUCAACCAAAAAUUAGUAAAGCUUCGAGUCAAUCAACUUUGACUAAAGGUAAAGCUAAGACGCAUAUUGUGCAAGGAGUUCCUCAAACUGCAGUAUCAAUUAAUGUUUUUUUAUGGACAAAUAAUGAAGACGGAAUGCCUGCUGGCGGUAACAGUCGUUUUCGCGGUUACCCUGCGCGGAUGUCCGAACGUCAACAGUUAGCUCUUUUGCUGCAAAUUACCUCACAAGAAAUUGUGUCACCUGUGCCGGAGGCAAGUGCGAGUCCAAGGGCUACGAAAAACAAAGGAAGUAAGUGGAAAAAUGGAGAUAGUGUUAACCGGAAGCCGGACUAUCGAAUAAAACGAAUCGAUAAUAACUAUGAACAAAAUUCUGGUAAAGGAUCAAAUUCAGAGAGUGAGAAACUGAGAAUCGAAGAUCGAUUGAUAAUAAAUUACGCUGAACAAAUUGGAGAACGAGAAACUGAAAAUUGUAAAGAAUUUACUGAUCAGGAAAAGCAGGACGAGCAGGAACAAGACGUUCUGAAGCAAAAGAAGCUAAGAUCCGAGGAAGAUACCAGACCCAGAGCUGGUGGAGAGAGUGGAGCCCCCUGUGAAAUGCGUAGAACACCACCUCAAAACAAAGUGGACAGAUCGGGAACCGGACAAUCCGGAAGCUCGCCACGUGUAACACUGCGCAUAAACAACGUGCGUAGCGGAGCUAGGGAUGAAAAAAAAGGCAGCAGUACUCGUCCGAGCUUUAUAAACGCUUCGACAAGUCCGAUGGAUACCACCUCCAGUCCCAGUACCACCACUACUGCUCCCAGUAAUUGCUCCAAUAACACGAAUCCUACAAACUCCAACCCCAUAAACUCGAAUGCCAGUUCAAACUCAAAUCUCAAUUCCAAUUCCAACUCCAAUAUCAACUCCAGUUCUAAUUUAAAUCCUAAUCCCAAUUCAAAUCCCAACACCAACACCAGCAACAAGUUAACGUCUUCCUCAGCUGCCUCGGCAUCGUCAACUACCACGACCACAACUAGCUCUGCUGGUGCCAUUUCAUCAGCGAGCUCGUCAUCAGCAACACCAGCAAAUGUCUCUCCAGAUACCACUGACGUCUAUGAGUUCAAAAGCUCCAAAGAACCGACUCCUGUUCGCGGCUCCAGUUCUUCACCUAAUCCUCCUGGGGACAAAGAUAAAAUAAAUAAUAAUAAUAACAACAAUAAUAGUAAUAAUAAUAAUAAUAAUAGCAGCAGCAGUAGUAGUGGUAGUUCUACUGCUACUUCUACGACCACGACCACCACCAACACUACUGCUAAUAAUAAUAGUAGCACUAAUAAUAAUAACAGUAGUAAUAGUGCAAUCCCGUCGUCAAAUAUUUCUGGAAGCGCAACUGGAGCAUCAGCUACUGAUUCAAGUGGAUCCACUGGUGCUGCUGAAUUAAUUACGACAGGUUCCCCAUCUUCGAAACGAAGUUAUGAAGACACUGAUGACCAGGAUGAAGAAAUAAAACGCAAAAAGCGCAAAGAAGUUGAUCCUAAAGAAGGAAAUAAAAGUACUCCGGGUAGACAGGGUACUGGACGUGUUGCUGGUGAUAAGUUUGACAAGGUGAGCACAAGCGUAACCGCGUCAUUUGUUGAACAGUGUGUAAAAACAGGCAAGCAGACUUCCUCAGCAACAUCAUCAGCGUCAGCAUCUGCGUCCGCUAACAAGAAUCAAAACUCUGGGUCAGCAUCCUCAGCAGCAGCGACCGCCGGUGAUCGUAAAAGUCCAAGUUCGACGGCCGCUAGCAGUCCGAAGCCUGCCGGUAACUCUGCCAGUAGCAAAGCUGGAGAUUCCGACGGUGACGAAGACCGGGGUAAGGGUUCAGAAGGCGCUGCGCCCAAAGUCCCUCCUUUGAAGAUCGUGAUACCCCAGAGUACCGCCGAGCAGGAACAGGGAGCGCGUAAUGGUAAAAAUACUUCGACUCGCGGUCAUCAGCUGCCGUAUGUCGUUCCCAGUUCAAACAGCAGCGACUCCAAUGACAAAGAUUCCGCUGCUGCUGGUGGUCCUGCAGGAGGGACUACCAGUCCCACAGAAGCUGUCAAGACUGAGGACAAAAAAGAUUUCGCGGGUGCCAUUCACAAUGAGGAGAGAUCGACUCACCAUCAAAGAGUUCUGAGAAGUUCCCACAGAAGCGGAAACGGGAACGGAACAUCUAAGGAUUCAACCCAGUAUUCAAACUCGUCCCCUCUGGCAACCGAUCGUUCAAACAAUUCAUCACCCCAAGCGCGUCACACUUCUCCCACCCCCGAAACAAACACGGAAACGAAACCCGUGAUUACUGAAAUCGCAUCCUCUAACCCAAAGUCAUCAUCGACGAACAGGGAAGCCGAUAAGCCAGACAAAAGCGACGUCAAAAUAAAAGACGAACCUACGGAAUCAACUUCAGCAUCAUCGACUACCACUCCCGCAGCCCCGACUCCCACAGCGACAGAACUGCAUCCUCGUAAACGCAAAAUGAAGCCCAAAGAAACUGCCGCCGCAGCUUCGACGGCCGAAUCCUCAGAAGCCAACAACACUGGCACUGAAGUUCAUCCUCACGAUCAGCCGAUAACGAAUUGCUACCAACUGUUUCUGAGUAUACGUAAACAAAUUGAAAGACGGCGCAAAGGUUUGUUCCCAGUACAGCCGAAACCUCCUCAGGGAUUCAAGGACUACCUGAUGAACCGGUGCACUUAUGUCCUGGCUGGCAACGCCAGCAAAGAGCCGAAUGUCAAGCCUCCCAUCGCCCUCUCAGAACCCAUGAAAACGCUUUUCUCAAAGCAGGAGAGUGAGCGGUACCGUCUUCGCAUGCAACAUGUCGUCGAAAAAGAAAAGUUAGUCCUGUCAGUAGAGCAGGAAAUUUUAAGAGUUCACGGACGUGCCGCCAGGGCGCUUGCUAACCAGGAAUUACCUUUUUCUGCAUGCACUAUUCUGAAAGAUGAAGAAGUCUAUAAUGUUAUUACUCCAGAGCAGGAAGAAAAAGAUCGUAAUUUAAGGAGUAGAUACAACGGAAGAUUAUUUCUGAGCUGGCUUCAGGAUGUUGAUGAUAAGUGGGAAAAAAUCAAGGAAUCCAUGUUACUGAGACACCAUAACGAGGCUGAAUCAUUACACGCAGUACAAAAAAUGGAUUGGGAAUGGAAACUAAAAGAAGUUGGUCUGUGCGAGGUUAAAGUACAGCCACAGAUUGACGACAUUCAUGUGCCAAUGGUUCAUGUUUCUGAUGAUUUUGAUCUUCUUCCCGCCUAAAAUUACCCACGAAAUUUAUUAUUAAUUACAAUCACCAUCACACUUGAUUAUAAUUAAAAUUUAAAAUUUAAUUUUUCUUUAAAGUUGAAACUGUGAUCGUCGACUUUUUUAGGUUACAAAUUAUUACUAAUUUUUUGAUAGCUUGUAUCAAAAUACUUAAAUCUUGAACAAUAAUUGUAAAAUAUGAGCUGUAAA